CAUGUUUCAUACUAUUUGGAAUACUGUACGAUGCAGACGGUCUGGUUAUUGUCGCUCACAUCCCUUAUCCUAAUCCGCCUCAAGCUACAGCGGCUACAACCGAUCACACUCUGUCCUAUGCAUACCUUUCGUGUGUUGUCGAUCGUAUACCAAUGACUGGUGUCGAGCGACCUAAUUCACUGGGUGCAGAUAGCGAGUCACCGAUCCUUAGCAACUUCAAGGCUGCGUUGGCCCUCUUCGCACUUCAAAGACAUGCCUUCAUGAUGCUUACCCUAUGGGAAGGUGUUGCUAUACCUGCCUCCAUUAUGGAUUUUAUUGCUGCUUCUCGCUGGAGCGGAGAAGAAGCAGACGACGCUCAUGAAGAAGACGAAGACGAUGAUGAUGGUCAUGAUAGCUAUGGCGAUGAAGAUCACAGCGAUGACGACGACGACGAUAAAAGCAACAAUAAUUCUCACACUGACGACAACGACAACGUCGAUGGUUCUGCCGUUCCCAGUGACAAUAUCAACGAGUGCAGCGAGGACGAGACGGAUGAUGAUGUUAACAAUGAUGAGGGUAGAGGUAAACGUGCAAGUGAUAAGCACACGCAACAGAGCAAGGAUAUCUGGUCUAGAGAUCGAGGUGGCGAAGACGAAGACAACGAGAGUAAUGGGGACGUGGACAAAGAUGAUGGGGACGAUGGCCUUGAAGACAAUGAUAAUGCUGACGGAGAUGGUGUUUCCCAUGACGAGACAUGUGUGGAUGAAGGAAUUCGGGUGGGUCUCCUCGCAAGCGUAUCGCGACGAGAGCAGAUGCAGACUACCAUUCCUGAUUGGCUGAACCAGGUUGCAUUGGAGCACUAGUAAUGCGAUAUCAGGACCGAUCAUAACAGACUUUCUGAUUAGCAUGACGAUCCAUUGCUGGCCACUCACAAUUCAAGGAGUGUGUAGCAUAUAUAGUACCUGUAUCCCGAUGGAAUUGGAUUCGUCAUU
Messenger RNA from Heterobasidion irregulare TC 32-1, 971 nucleotides. RefSeq lists its product as uncharacterized. Lineage: Eukaryota; Fungi; Basidiomycota; Agaricomycetes; Russulales; Bondarzewiaceae. The record is from RefSeq and is a predicted model, not a curated record. Bases 153 to 842 code for a protein of 229 amino acids. The transcript is spliced from 2 exons.